UUCCACCCCCUCCGCUCCCUCUCCCACCUCCCGUCCCUCCCUUCCCCCACCACAGCAUCACCGGAAGCAGUGGGGAAGAAACCCUUGCUGAAGGCAGGAAAGUGAAAAUCUUUAGGUCGACCACAGGGGGCUCUGCUGUUGUGGCUCCGCCCUAGCAGAAAGAACUAGAUAGGUGCUCUACGGCCAUUUGGAAGUCGAGCAAAAUGCUGCCGCUACAGGAGCAGAACUCGGUCAGAUGCUGAGCAUCCGUGUUUGGAGGCACUAGAACUGACUAAGUGACGAGAAAUUGAUAACAUCAAGAUGCCAAAAAUAAAAGAAGAUUCUGUGCUCCAGAAUGACUCCAGUGAAGCAGAGAGUAAGGCCUCUGAAUCAUCUGGAAAGACUCAGGAAAACAUAAGUGGCUCUGCAGAUGACCAUCCUCCUGAGAACCAUUGUGCAUCACUUUCUAUCAAAGAGCUGAUAGAAACAAUUAACAAAGUUUCCAAGAUGAGUAUUGCUCAUGAAAUUGUGGUCAACCAGAAUUUCUAUAUUGAAGAGAAAAUGUUACCUCCAGAUAGUGUGCAAGGCAGAUUUGUGGAGACAAUGUACAAUGUUUUGUGGGACCAUCUGAGAGAGCAGCUGUCGCGUACUCCAUCCAACUUUGCGUGUGCUCUUGAUCUACUAAAAGAAAUCAAGGAUAUCUUGCUGUCACUGCUAUUGCCACAUCAGAGCCCCAUACAAUGUGAGAUUGAAGAAGCCCUGGACAUGGAUCGCCUCAAAAAAGACGUAGAGCAGGGGACUUUGGAUGUGCAAAAUCUCUCUAGCUGCAUUCUCAACUUUAUGAUCAUGCUGUGUGCACCAAUUAGAGAUGAAGCAGUGCAUAAACUGGGGAGCAUAACAGAUCCAAUAGAAUUACUGAGGGGUGUUUUUCACGUUUUGGGCCUGAUGAAAAUGGACAUGGUGAACUAUACUAUCCAGAGCCUUCGACCUUACCUGAAGGAGCAUUCUGUUCUCUAUGAACGAGCUAAAUUCCAGGAGCUCCUUGACCGACAGCCCCAUCUCCUGUUUUACACCAAAAAAUGGCUAGCAAAAGCAGCUGCAGACCUCACUACACCAUCUCUAAAUUCUCCUGACUCUGCAAGCUGCUCUUUAAGGAUGGUGGCAUAUUCCCAACAAAAUCAGGAAGCUACCAACUCAGACAUCCCCAGUCCCACAAUGGUGUUGUACCAGGGUUACCUGAACCUUCUUCACUGGGAUCACAAGAAUGAAGAAUUCCCUGAGACUCUACUGAUGGACAGAAUGCGGCUCCAGGAGAUGGCAUCAACAGUAUGCCAGUUAACUAUCCUGACUUCAGUCUUGCUGGUGGCCAGAAGUUUCUCUGGUGGUGUUUUAUUCAGGUCACCUGGAUUUGUGGAUAAACUGAAAGACAUAAUCAACACCCUGAUGGAAGAAUAUAACUCCAGUCCUGAAGAGGCUAUGCUGAGUGUGAAUGAACAAGUGUCUCAGGAAAUCCACCAGGGCCUAAAGAGCAUAGGUCUUGAUGCUUUGAGCCAUGAAAAUAAGAACUCUCUUAAAGGUCAGCUCCAGAACAUUGCCAAGAAAGAGAACUGCAUACGUGUCAUCAUAGAUCAACGGAUCUUUAUGUUUCUCAAAUGCUGUUUGGUUCGUGGCGUGCAAGAGUCUUUACUAGAUGUCCCUGGAGGCCUUAAUUUCAUUGAACAAGAAUUGGCAGACCUGGGCUUGAAAUUUGUCAAUCUGAUGCAUCACAAUCAACAAGUGUUUGGUCCAUUUUAUACCAAGAUCUUAAAAAAUAUCUUCCCUCCAACCCAGGUCCAAGAACCAAAAGAGGAGUAUAAUUAGAUUAGAGCCCAGUCAUGGCAACAAGGACCCAGGAAAAGGUGUUCACUUAGUUCCUGGGAUAACAUCACCUGUGGCUGCCAGAAUAUAGGGCUGCGUGUAAAUGUCAACUGACCCUCUUCCCUUCAUUAAUAAACCUUUGAGUUGC
This is a messenger RNA of Ochotona princeps (American pika), 1984 nucleotides long. Its product is annotated as T-complex protein 11 X-linked protein 2-like. The record is from RefSeq and is a predicted model, not a curated record. NCBI's taxonomy places the organism in Eukaryota, Metazoa, Chordata, Mammalia, Lagomorpha, Ochotonidae. The transcript is spliced from 10 exons. Bases 301 to 1839 code for a protein of 512 amino acids. Gene Ontology annotation, biological process: regulation of sperm capacitation. Gene Ontology annotation, cellular component: acrosomal vesicle; sperm flagellum.